Ogataea polymorpha is the source of this 826-nucleotide messenger RNA. RefSeq lists its product as uncharacterized. The transcript has 2 exons. The record is from RefSeq and is a predicted model, not a curated record. Lineage: Eukaryota; Fungi; Ascomycota; Pichiomycetes; Pichiales; Pichiaceae. Gene Ontology annotation, biological process: site-specific DNA replication termination at RTS1 barrier; mitotic DNA replication termination. The coding region runs from base 15 to 659 and encodes 214 amino acids. Gene Ontology annotation, cellular component: nucleus.
CAAAUCGCGAAAAAAUGGGGAACGAUGGAGGUUCCAUUCCGUCCAGAAAGCUUAUUGUGAACUUCUAUGCUUCGGACAAAGCGAAGGACAAAGGCAAGACGUUUAACGCCUUUACUGUUUGCGCCUUAUCCAAUGAAAAACUAAACCCUCCUGUUGUCUCAGACUACAGAGGCCAGCUUUUUAACAAGGACUCGCUUCUUGAAUUUCUUCUUAAUAAAGAGUAUCUGAAAAAUGAGAGGUUUGGCCACAUUACGUCCCUCAAAGACGUCGUGCAGCUCAAUAUCAAACUGGAUGGAAAUAAACUAAAGUGCGAACUUACUUCUUCGGAGUACGACAUUACGUCUACUGUAUUGCCCAAAUUUGCAUAUGUGGUACCCUGUGGAUGUGUGAUGCUGAAGAAGAACUUGCUUUCUCUUCUAUCUUCCACAAAGCUUGGAGAAUACGCUAUAACACGAUGUCCAAUUUGCAAUACCGAGUUUUUCAGUCGCGACGUGAUCGAAAUAGAACCAGACGAGGAUGAGUUACGUAUUUUGGAAAAACGCAUGAAGCUGUUGGAGACAGAAGGGCUACACCACUCACUCAAAGCCAGAAAGAGACGAAAGUCUGUGUCCGGGGAGAAAAGCGCUAAAAGAAGCAAGAGUAAAAGCGCAAAGCCUUGACCGCUUUGUAUGGUAUUCCCAAAACUAUGUACAUUAUUGGCUAAUCUUGUUCCGCCUGUUUUGCCUGCAAUUCCUUUUGUAAGGCGAGUCUUUUCUCGUUUUCCUUGCCUGUCAUAUAUAACGUGUAACCGACAUUAGCGGUCAUAUAGAGCGACAAUCCAACAAGU